Mizuhopecten yessoensis (Yesso scallop) is the source of this 2291-nucleotide messenger RNA. RefSeq lists its product as uncharacterized. The record is from RefSeq and is a predicted model, not a curated record. Bases 329 to 1030 code for a protein of 233 amino acids. NCBI's taxonomy places the organism in Eukaryota, Metazoa, Mollusca, Bivalvia, Pectinida, Pectinidae. The transcript is spliced from 2 exons.
CUUUAGAGUUUACCUCGCCAUUUUUUCGUGUGAAUGCCCAGCCAACUAAACUGCUAAGAUAUUUUAAGUUGUAAAUGUUGUGGCGAAUCACGGCUCCAAUUUGCCGUUAAGUAGUAUGUCCCUCAUUUUGUUGAUAACCUUCGCUGUCAAAUAGACGCUUGAAGUAUACAUGUGUUUAUAGGAUUUUAUGUAAACGUUUUAAUGACACUGAAGAAUCAUAGGUGGCGCUAAGUUCGUCUGGCAGCAGACUAUAAAAAGCCGUCGGCUAACUUCAGCAGCCCACUCUUCGUUCGAUCGUCGGCAGAGACAGAAACACUUGUGAAAGAAAAUGGUGAAGACAAAGUCUACCCCUAGGAAACAGUGUCCUAUGUGCUCCUUUCGAGCAGAUGAUCUUGACGUGAUGCGUAAUCACAUUCUUGAGUGUGGCCUGGAGACCAUGGAGAAGAAGACUCUGGCUUGUCCCGAUUGUAGCUACAAGACAUUCAGGGCUGCAAACAUGACUCGACACCGUAAGCGCCAUACGGAUUCCACAGGAAAUGUGUGUAAGGAUGUGUCCACAACUCUGGCUGCAGAUCGCCCAUCUACUUCCACCUCAACUGUGACUGUCAACACAGAUGUUGAGAGCUGGAGCAACCAAGAUCCUGGGGACCUGCUAGGAGAGAUCUCGGACUCGUCAGAGAACAACUCUACAUCUGAAGAUGAGGGAAACGGUCUUCUGGUCGGACGCACGGUCAGGAAGCCAACCAGACCAGAGCCGGUACAGGCUCCAAAACGGAAGCAAGACCCAAAGAGCUUCGCUAGACCCCAUCCCAAGGACCCUGUAAACAUGGUUCCUAUGCCUGUUACCAGUGGACGCCCUACUGCUAAAAAGUUAUGCACCUAUGUGCAUCGUGCCACUCAGACUGAGGAGGUCAAAACCUCCCGUAGAACUGUUACGAAGACGACGCGGUAUUCCGAAGAUGGUCGAGACAUUGAGGUGGUAGAAUUUGAGGAGUUUUUCGUACCUGAAAUAUUUGGUCGUACAAGUUAGAAGAAUUCAGUGACUUGAUAUUGAAGACACCGACUUUGUCGAUUUUCAUGUCUUUCAAAACAAUACAUAAUUCUUGGAAUGUAUAUCGUCUUUUAGUUAUAUGUUUUCUUAGUUGGAACGUGAGGACACGUUUUACUCGGAGGCGUGGGUAAUGUGGCGAAUCACGGCUCCACUUUGCCGUCAAGUAGUAUGUCCCUCAUUUUGUUGAUAACCUUCGCUGUCAAAUAGACGCUUGAAGUAUACAUGUAUUUAUAGGAUUUUAUGUAAACGUUUUAAUGACACUGAAGAAUCAUAGGUGGCGCUAAGUUCGUCUGGCAGCAGACUAUAAAAAGCCGUCGGCUAACUUCAGCAGCCCACUCUUCGUUCGAUCGUCGGCAGAGACAGAAACACUUGUGAAAGGUAAAUAUGCUAGUAUUGUACAGACGUGCCUGAACAAGGCUUCCCUGUAUCUUACUGCAAAGGCAUAGAGAUAAUUUACUGAAGAGUAAGUACGGAGGUAGAUGUGCCUGAGCAAGGCUUCCCUUCUCCGCUACGGUUACUCUAUGUGAUCGGUACAUCACAUGAUGGUGAAUUAUAACCUUGAGUCUGCCCUGUGAUUGAGAGAAAGUGUAUGGGAGCACUUGGCAUGUAAUAGCUAGAGAGUACUCAGUAGUUACUUUGAGAGGCUCGGUUUAGCUGUUGUUAGAGUGAGUGCUCGUUCUAGGGAGUACUCAUCUCUUGGAUAUGUGAUUCAUGUAUUAUAUGUAGUGAGUGCUCAGUUAUUCAAUUCAUACAUUAGGUAAAGUGAGUGCUCGUUUUAGGGAGUACUCCUCUCUUAGAUAUGUGUUUAUAGUUGGUGUAGCUAAUUUACAGAAGGCAAUUUCUUGUAUAGUCCCAGGUAGGGAGUAAUCAUUUGUUGGCUAGGGAGUACUCAGUAUUUCAUUUUGAGUAGGGAGUACUCAGUAUUUCAUUUUGAGUACUCAUUUUGUUGUUAUAUAUUUCAUAGUUAUUAGAUCAUAGUGUUGUACAUUACUCAGAGGGACUGAGUGCUUUUAGACAGCAAUUAUAUUGAUUAAUUCAUUAGAAAAGGUACCCAAUUAUGCAAGUUACUUUAUCUGUAUAUAUCUGCACUGAGUAGCUCAAAUAACAUCUACAUGUAGUAUAGACAAUCAGGAUCUUCAGUGGAAGUGACUGAUACGAACCCCUGUAAACGUCACAAUGUAAGUUCAAAAACAAAAAUAUCAGGGAUGGCCGAACUUACCUCGGUCUCCCGUAUGUAGAC